Messenger RNA from Spizellomyces punctatus DAOM BR117, 1043 nucleotides. RefSeq lists its product as uncharacterized. Bases 155 to 916 code for a protein of 253 amino acids. The transcript has 4 exons. Gene Ontology annotation, biological process: mRNA splicing, via spliceosome. The record is from RefSeq and is a predicted model, not a curated record. Gene Ontology annotation, molecular function: U2 snRNA binding; protein binding. Lineage: Eukaryota; Fungi; Chytridiomycota; Chytridiomycetes; Spizellomycetales; Spizellomycetaceae. Gene Ontology annotation, cellular component: U2 snRNP.
GGCAAUUGAAAGGAUUUCAGUUCAUUUCCCAUCUGCAAUCACACUGCAGUUUUUCGUUUAGCUCUGAUAGGUCUUUACCCAACACAUUUUUCUAUCCACCCGAGAUACAAGGCCCGCUCCUGUCACAAGAAUCCAUUUGACGAUUGCAAGCGCUAUGGUGAAGCUGAAUUAUGAUGUUUUGGUGACUGCACCGUCGUACUUGAACGCUGUGAAGGACAGGGAGCUGGAUUUGAGAGGGUUAAAAAUACCGCAAGUGGAGAAUUUGGCGAUCACAAAGGAUUCACAUGAUGUCGUUGACCUGACUGAUAACGAUCUAAGACGAUUGGACGGCUUCCCUCUGAUGAAACGACUGAAGGCUCUAAUGGUUAGCAACAACCGAAUCACACGAAUCGAUCUCGAUCUCGCCAAGCAGCUACCAAACCUGAAUACUUUGAUUCUGAAUAACAACCAUAUUGAAGAGCUUGGGGACUUGGACCCGUUGGGAAAUUUUGAACAUUUAGAGUGUCUCAGUUUGAUGGACAAUCCGGUGGCGACCAAGAAGUACUAUCGGUCAUAUGUGAUCCAUAGAUGUCCAAAAGUUAGGAUAUUGGAUUUCCGGAAGAUUAGGGAAAAAGAACGACGGGACGCGGCCCAGCUAUUUUCCGGCGCAGAAGGAACCAAAUUGGCAGCGACUCUCUCCGCCAAAGGUCGAGCCAAGACGUUCGAACCAGGGGAAGUACUAAAGAAGGCUGCUAGGCCAUAUCAAGGUCCUUCCCCGGAGGAGGCGGCCAAGAUCCGAGAAGCGAUCAAGAAUGCAAAAACAUUGGAUGAGGUUACCCGGUUGGAGAAGCUUCUGCAGGCUGGACAGGUACCGGACGGGAGUGCACAAAGGCCCCCAAGAAACCUGGAUAUGAUGGAGACAGAAGAGGAUGAGUGACAAGAAGUAUAAGUGGCGGAUAGAUGCGAUGCGAUGGUUUUGAGGAGUGCAAAGUGUUUGCCUGUGGAGCAAAUGUAAUUAGUUUGUUUAUAUGAGCUAUCGCUUUGAGUACGGACUGCAAAAUGCA